Messenger RNA from Cynara cardunculus var. scolymus (artichoke), 1668 nucleotides. RefSeq names its product protein SAR DEFICIENT 1. Gene Ontology annotation, biological process: regulation of salicylic acid biosynthetic process. The record is from RefSeq and is a predicted model, not a curated record. Gene Ontology annotation, cellular component: nucleus. Lineage: Eukaryota; Viridiplantae; Streptophyta; Magnoliopsida; Asterales; Asteraceae. The transcript has 7 exons. The coding region runs from base 161 to 1540 and encodes 459 amino acids. Gene Ontology annotation, molecular function: DNA-binding transcription factor activity; calmodulin binding; sequence-specific DNA binding.
UCCUUAAGCAUUCCACGAAGCUUCCCCAUUUCAUGUAUUAUACCUUAAAUGGGUGAAGACUUUUCAUCUUUCGUCUUCCUCCAGCUUUUAUUACUCUCUCAAAACACCCACAUAGUCGCCGGAAUAUCGAACUCCGAUACACUUUUUAUAAAGAAAAAAGAUGACAAAAAGGUUUGCCGACAACCCGGAAUCCGACCAAUGUUGGCAGAACGAAAGACGGCAGCGAACUCGACCUUCUUUGGCUUCUGCAAUUGGGGAGGUGGUGAAGAUGAAUUUUGUUCAGAAUUUCUGUACUGCGUUGGAGCCGAUGCUUCGAAGAGUGGUCAACGAGGAAGUUGACAAUGGUCUACGAAGAAGAAUACCAUCUUACGCUAGGUCGAAUUCGUUGCUUAUCAAGGCACUAGGACCCUCAACCAUGCAGCUGAAAUUCAGAAAGCUUCUUACCCUCCCAAUUUUCACUGGCACAAAAAUAGUAGAUGAAGAUGGCAACCCUCUUGAGAUAUACCUUGUUGACAUCAACAACAAUCAAGAAUCGAUCAUUUCUUGUGCUAUAAAAUUACAGAUUGUGGUCGUAGAUGGGGAUUUCCCAUCUGCCAAUAGUAAUAUCUGGACUAGUGACGAGUUUGAAAAGAAUAUCGUGAAGGAAAGAAGAGGAAAAAGACCAUUGCUUGCUGGGGAUGUCAGUGUUACUAUGAGGGAUGGUGUUGUUACAGUUGGCGAUAUUGAGUUAACCGAUAACUCAAGCUGGAUUCGAAGCAGAAAGUUCAGAAUUGGGGCUCGAGUUGUUCAAGGAGAGACUCCUGGGAUUGUAAUACGUGAAGCCAUGACCGAUGCCUUCGUGGUUAAAGAUCAUCGUGGUGAACUGUACAAGAAGCAUCACCCGCCAAUGCUUCAAGACGACGUCUGGCGCUUAGAGAAGAUUGGGAAAGACGGAGCUUUCCAUAAGAAGCUCACUUCAAACGGCAUCAAGACCGUGCAAGAUUUCUUGAAGCUUUCAGUAGUCAAUGAACCCAAGCUUAGAAAGAUUUUAGGGCUUGGAAUGCCCGAUAAAAUGUGGGAAGCAACACUAAAACAUGCGAGAACUUGUGUUCCUGAAAACAAGUUCUAUAUAUCGCGUGGUCCUAACCAUACCAUCUACUUGAACCCUAUAUGUCAAGUAGUAAAGGCCGUGAUCAACGGAGAUACUUUCUUCGGCAAAGAUCUAUCAAGCGUCAAUAGGGCGUAUAUUGAAAAAUUAGUUGAAGAGGCUUAUCAGAAAUGGAACUCUUUGGAAGUAGUUGAUGGUGUCAUGAAUGAAACUCCACUUCUAACUCAAGGUGAUAUGGCGUAUCAAUACCCACAUAAUAACACAAUGACAAUGGCGAUGUACGAAGGGCAGGUUUUUCCGGCUGGUCAGACCACCGAGCUAGCGUUCGUGUCAAACAAAGACUAUGUUGGUGUGGUGGGUUCAACGUACUUUUUAGCACCAACUGAGGCUUACAACUUUGCAGAGUCUUCUUCGGAAGGUGAAUUUGGAGCAACAUACAAUUUCAUUAAAUAAUUAUUGUUGAUUUGUUCAUAAAACCAACAUGGAAAUUUGUGCAUAGCCACCUCUUGCAAAGUCGACGACAUAUGUAAAUAUAUAUGUCAUCUUAUAUAUAGCUUAUUAUAUGUCAAAUUCCAUUCACA